This is a messenger RNA of Quercus robur (English oak), 629 nucleotides long. RefSeq names its product male-cone protein 1. The coding region runs from base 103 to 459 and encodes 118 amino acids. The record is from RefSeq and is a predicted model, not a curated record. NCBI's taxonomy places the organism in Eukaryota, Viridiplantae, Streptophyta, Magnoliopsida, Fagales, Fagaceae. The transcript is spliced from 2 exons.
AUCUUUCCAUCCAAACCCCUAUAAAAACCAACUCUCACCACCCAAUGAAGCAACCAACAUAUACAUAUACACAUACAUUCAAACUUCAAAGAGAAAAUAGAUAUGGCAAUGUACUUCAAUACUAACAUCUUCCUUUUAGCUUUCUUCGCCAUUACUGUGAUUCUGUCCUCUAGUAACAAUGUUGUUGGCCAAGAUUGUCAAAAUGAUGUGCAGGGUUUGAUCUCUCAAUGUGCUUCUUACGUUAAAAAGGAUGGUCCAAAGAUAAAACCAUCUCCACAAUGCUGCGAUGUUAUCAAGAAAGCAGACAUUCCAUGUGUGUGCAAGCGAUUGACCGCGGAGAUUGAGAAGACGAUUGACAUGGAAAAAGUGGUCUUUGUAGCAAAGACUUGUGGCAAGCCACUGGCCCCUGGUUCUAAGUGUGGAGCUUUCAAUGUCCCUCCUGCAGCGUAUAUUGGAUGAAGAGACUAUCUGCAAAUCUAUGAACUGUGGUUUGUGUAAUGUUAUGGAUGAAGAAAAAAAAAGGCAUAAAUUUGGAUCUCAUAUGCUUCAAUGUUGUAUCACUAAAAAUUUAUACCAUGACAAAUAAGAAUUAUUGAAAAAUUAAUAAAUCUACAUUCUCCUAAGGAUAA